Molecule: messenger RNA, 756 nt
Organism: Drosophila gunungcola (fruit fly)
Lineage: Eukaryota; Metazoa; Arthropoda; Insecta; Diptera; Drosophilidae
Product: ribosome biogenesis protein SLX9 homolog
Exons: 1
Coding region: 82-621 (179 amino acids)
Biological process (GO): maturation of SSU-rRNA from tricistronic rRNA transcript (SSU-rRNA, 5.8S rRNA, LSU-rRNA)
Cellular component (GO): preribosome, small subunit precursor; nucleolus; 90S preribosome
Source: RefSeq, a predicted model, not a curated record
CCAGUUGUGUCAGCACCGAUUUUGGGAAUUUAACACGCUGUCCGUUUGUUUUGAUUUUUUUGAGCAGAAAAACCAAUUGAAAUGGCCAAAACCAAGCGAAAUGUGAGGGCCAAGGCCAAGAGCGUGGUGGGGGCGGCCAAGCAGAAGGCGCAGGAUAUGCAGGCGAAGUUGCGCCAGGACACACUGCUCCACAAAACACUCGCGCCCAAAAAGACGACCACCAAAAAGGAGAAAUCCGAGGCUAAGCACAAGAAACUACUAAAGCGAUUCGCCGAAACGCGAAAGGAACGCAAGGAGGAGCAGGCGCGCAAGAACCGCGAGAAGACCAAGGUCAUUGGGGACCUAAAGCCACUCCGGGAUGCACUACCAUCCCUGCAGGACAUCUACAAUCUGGUGAAAACCAAGCAAAAGGAUGCCAGCGAACAGGCUGCUCUUACCGAACCGGAAGUUCCCCUAACUGCCAACGAAAAGAUCCGGAAAAAACGCACGGAAAUGGUGAACCGCGUGAAGUCCUUCGAGAAGCUCAUCAAGGACAAGAACUUCAAGAAGAAUCCCCGCGAAGUCAUCGCCUCCCAUGUGCGCAACAAGUACCAGGCGAUGGAGGAGGACGAUGAUGAAUAGAAUCCUGUUGCUCCCUUGAAGUCGGUUUUAGGUAUACUUAUAUUUUAAGAAAUAUCUUUACUUCAUAUAAUAGAAAAAAUGGCCAUUAAAAUAAAUUUCUUCAAUUCACCUGUUGAGUGCCUCAAACAACAAAAA